Parasteatoda tepidariorum (common house spider) is the source of this 1068-nucleotide messenger RNA. Its product is annotated as alpha-crystallin A chain. Gene Ontology annotation, cellular component: cytoplasm; nucleus. Gene Ontology annotation, biological process: response to heat; protein refolding. The record is from RefSeq and is a predicted model, not a curated record. Lineage: Eukaryota; Metazoa; Arthropoda; Arachnida; Araneae; Theridiidae.
AAGGUAGGAGACGUUUCGUCAUAGGAAGAAAUUUGAAAUGCGUAGGGAGACACCAACUAUAACUUUCACUCAUUACUAGACCGUUGUUGGAUCCAGUUCGGUUAAAAACUAUUCUUUCGUCUGUGAGUUUUAAACAUUAACAUUCUCUCGGAUUUCUAGCGGCUAUUCGAACUUGCUUUCAGCUAUUUUUGAAUUCUUCAUAAAUUUUGAACCUUAAAAAUGCCUUUUGAACGUCGUCUCCCACUUCUGCGAUCAGAUUUCAGUGUAAUUGAUCGAGAAUUCAGUUCCAUCAGAGAAAAAUUCGAUCAAGAGAUGAGAGUAAUGGAGGACGAAAUGAACCGAUUUAGGUCACAAUUAAUGGAUCGAGAAACACCUCGCCUUCAAAGUCACUCAGCUUCUACUGGUACAGAUGGUGCAACCACACACAAAUCAGAAGUUCGAACCUGGCUUGAUGGGUUGAGCUCCCCUUUAAUCCAAGACUGCGAUGAUGGAAAGAAACUACGAUUGAGAUUCGACGUAAGCCAAUACCAACCAGAAGAAAUUGUCGUAAAGACAGUCGACAAUAAAUUGCAGGUCCAGGCUAAACACGAAGAAAAAUCUGAAACCAAAUCUGUAUACAGAGAAUACAACAGAGAAUUUCUGCUCCCGAAAGGCACAAAUCCUGAAAUGAUCAAAUCGUCCCUUUCUACUGACGGAGUUCUGACUGUAGAAGCACCUUUACCAGCCAUUGAAGGCGUUCACAUGAUUCCCAUCGAAAACAAAUAAACAAUUUUGUACUCGGUCCUUAUUUUAUCUCUACUUAAUGCUAAAUUUUGCUUCACACUUUAAGAAAGUAUUAAUUUAUAUCACAUAAUAUGUAAGCUGAAGAUGUUUUUAUACCUAAGUUUAAUAUUUAUUCACUAGCUGGUUUGUAUCAUAUAAAUUCACCAUAUAUUAAAUGUUUUGUAGAAAAAUAUUCUUAAUUCUAAAGAGAGAAAAAAAACACGAAAUUUUACUGGUAUGCAAGUAAAUGAAUCUAUGAUGUACAGUUAUAUCAAUUUUUGAGAAAUAAAGAAAGAUUUCACAAGA